Molecule: messenger RNA, 3010 nt
Organism: Xiphophorus couchianus (Monterrey platyfish)
Lineage: Eukaryota; Metazoa; Chordata; Actinopteri; Cyprinodontiformes; Poeciliidae
Gene: hcar1-3
Product: hydroxycarboxylic acid receptor 1-3
Exons: 3
Coding region: 167-1111 (314 amino acids)
Biological process (GO): G protein-coupled receptor signaling pathway
Cellular component (GO): plasma membrane
Molecular function (GO): G protein-coupled receptor activity
Source: RefSeq, a predicted model, not a curated record
CAACCUGCUUCUUCUGGAAGGAGAUCUCACAUUUCUCACAGUAGCGCACUUUCACUCUCGCCACACGCUUCAUUGUCUUCACCAACGGAACGCAUUACUGCUAUGUUAGCCAACUUGUUGACAUACUUGUUCAGCGAGUGAAAACAUCCGACGAUACUCUGCCAGAAUGAAUUCAGGGGGAAAUAUGACCUGCCGUCCUGGGAACAGUGAAGUUGCGAACGUGUUGGUGAUCAUUUUCCUGACUAUCGAGACUCUGGUGGGGCUGCCAGGCAGCAUCCUCGCGCUGUGGAUCUUCUGUCGCCGUAUGAAGUUCUGGAAAUCCCACGUCACCUUCCUCUUUAACCUCUGUCUGGCCGACUUCCUGCUCUUCCUCAGCGUGCCCUUCCGCAUCGACACCCACUUCCGAGGCGACGACUGGCAGUUCGGGCCGAUUUGGUGCCGCAUGAACCUGUACAUGCUGUCCGUCAAUCGAUCUGCCAGCAUUUCGUUCAUGACGGCCGUGGCAAUCGACCGCUACCUGAAGGUGGUCCAUCCGCAUCACCCCAUCAGUCGACUGACCUCAACUCAGGCGUACAAACUGUCAGCGAUGAUAUGGCUCAUCGUGAUUUUAUAUCGUAUUCCGUUGUUGACGAUCGACCUCCUCCAUCCGGUGGGAAAGAAGAAAAUGUGUCGCAGCUUCAACUCCUAUGAAGUCCUCCCUCCGGCAAUAAAAAUGCACUAUGUAGCCUACGUCCUAGAGUUCUUCCUGCCUUUGUUUUUGCUCAUUUUCUGCUCCGUCAAGAUCGCCUGCCAAAUACAAAGGGUUCAAAUGGAGAAAGAGAGAGUGCAGCGCGCCAUCCGAGCUGUAAUGGUCAUCAACAUGGUGUUCAUCCUCUGCUUCAUGCCAGGCGUCAUCACAGGCCUGGUGGGGCUCUACAUAGGGAUGUUCUACCCAGAAGCAUGUGAAACCUACAAGUUAUGGAUCAAUCUCUUCAUGGUGAGCAUUGGCUUCACCUACCUCAACAGCGCCUUGGACCCCGUCAUCUAUUUCUUCUCCAGCUCUGUGUUUCAUGACAUUCUGAAGAACUCCUUCAAAUGCAAGAGAAGCAUCAGUGAAGACAGCACCCUAUAACCGCUGACAGCCAUAUUCCACGGAAACAACACUUCUUCUUCUUCUUCGUGGGAUUACUACAUGCAGCACGGAUACCUAAGAGACACUUUUACACACAACUUACCCAUAAAAAAUACUUAAUUUAACAUGACAGAACAAAACAAAUCCAACAGAUUUCUACUAGGCCAGACCAGAACUUUUUCUUUAGUGCUGAUGUUUUACAGUGCGUCAUUGAUUGGUGUAUAAUGAAGCAUCUUCCAACCAUCUUAAUGCACUCUAAAACAUGUUAGUUAUUGUAAUUCUUGGAAAGGAUGUUAUCAGCAGUACAGACAGUUUUUCAACUGAUGAUCUUGUAAUAGUACAAUGCAUAAAAUCUGCAUUUACUUUUGUAAUUAAUGGUAUUUUAGUAAAAGCAUAGCUGGUAUUUUUAAGGUGGAAUGAUGAAUAAUUAGUAGGUAACUACUUUAACCUGCUAAGACAGGAUGAAUUAAAAGUAAUUCUGAUUGUUCUGGUGAGCUAAUCUAGCAGAGUAUAUAUUUAUGUAUUUCCCACCUUUUGCUGGACAAUUUCCUCAAAAAAAAAACUAUUAAUGCUGAGAAUCUCUGUUGGUAAUUCUAAGGAAAAAUACUCAGUAAACCAUUCAAUAUUGUUUUAUUUUUACUCUGUAUUUGUAAGACUUCAAACUUUAGUCUGAUGCUUGAUGUUUUUCUAAAUAACCAAAUUAUCUGUUUCUACAUAUUUUGAAGCCAGUGACUUACUGUCAAUGACUAACGUAUUUUAAUAAGAAAUUAACCAAUAAAAAUGGUGGCUGAUCCACAAAAGUACAUUUGCUGAAGUUUGAAAAACUGCAGAACUAAGACGGUUUGUGUCACAGCUUGUCACACUGUGUUAAUAAAUUAAAAGAUGUUGAUCUCAAUUACUGCAAAAUGCUGCACUUUUUGUAAUACAUGAUUUCCUUUUCCCUUGAAAGUUUUCCACAGCAAUUUGAUGAGACAUGCAACUCAAGAGAAUGUUGCUAACUGCUAGCCAAAGUGAGGCCAACUCCGAGACACCUUUUAAAAUUAAACUACUUUUAUAAUUUUGAGCUAGAAUUUUAUUUUUAUAAACUUUUAACCCGCUGACACAUUUGGAUAAGACCGAAUUGGACAUUUUUAUAUGACAUUUACAGUAUUUAAUAAAUGUCUAUACUUAUAAACAGGAAGGCCAUAAUAUCUUAAUCACCUUACGUCUUUUUUAUUUGAAACACAUGCUAAGCUACAUGUGCUAAUCAACUUGUUAACAUCUAACCAUAUUUAGCAGACAGCUAAUACAAUAGUAAUUACAUAUAUAACAAUAGAAGUAUAUUAAUUUUUCUGCAUUCUCUAUUUUUUUAUUGCUAGAUUUCUAGUUUGUGUAAAGAGCGAAUUGCUAUGGGAGACAAACUAGCUUGACUAUGAAAACUUUUCUGAAAAUUGAGGAGUUUUUGUUUUUUUAAGACCUUUAUAAAGAUAAUAAAAAAUCUUUUUAAGAUGCCUCCAUCCUGGUUGUCGGAACAAUCUGAUCUUAUUUCUCUGUAUCCAAGUGUGUUAAAGGAGUUGUUUAGCACAGGUGAUAUUCUGACUAAUCAGUAACUAUAAAUCUUCUUUAUAUGGCCUGUCUAAAAAUAAAAAAUACAACAAAGAUCCUACAAAGAUGAUCAGAAUAGCAAAGCUACAUGCUAGCUUUUCCUUGGCUAAUGCUAGCUAGACUUUUUUCCAGUUGCUUUUCUUUUCUUUUAGUUUUUCUACUUUUGUUUGUUAGUUUACUGUACUAUUUUAGUUGACUGAAAUUUGUGGAACAAUUCUUUAAAAAUGUCUUUAAUCUCAAAUAAAACAAAUAUAUAUUCAGAGAGUAUCACAUUACAGAACUAUGACAGAGUAUUAGGACCAUACAAAUAAUAAA